This is a messenger RNA of Syngnathus typhle (broad-nosed pipefish), 2736 nucleotides long. It is a transcript of the gene impdh1b, whose product is annotated as IMP (inosine 5'-monophosphate) dehydrogenase 1b. The transcript is spliced from 16 exons. Gene Ontology annotation, biological process: GTP biosynthetic process. Gene Ontology annotation, molecular function: IMP dehydrogenase activity. NCBI's taxonomy places the organism in Eukaryota, Metazoa, Chordata, Actinopteri, Syngnathiformes, Syngnathidae. Gene Ontology annotation, cellular component: cytoplasm. The coding region runs from base 184 to 1800 and encodes 538 amino acids. The record is from RefSeq and is a predicted model, not a curated record.
CGUCACACAUGAGCAGUGAAAGGGGAUGUAACGAGGCGGCGUCUCCUUCCCUGGCUACAUAGUCACCAACCCUGCACCGUGGCACUGAGCAGAGUCGAACACUCAGGUUUUGCCGUGCUUUUUUUGUUUUUGUUUUAAAUCUCACGAGCCACGGUCGACGUGUCUGCUCUCAUUUCUUAGAGCAUGGCAGAUUACUUAAUCAGCGGCGGCACCGGCUACGUCCCGGAGGAUGGACUCUCGGCGCAGCAGCUCUUCUCCAUCGGCGAUGGCCUCACAUACAACAGAUGUGACCAACACUCGGACGGUCAAACGGCUGAAGAGCUAUGCUCUAAAGGAGAAGGGUUGACUUACAAUGACUUCCUGAUUCUGCCCGGCUUCAUCGACUUCACCUCAGACGAAGUGGAUUUAACGUCAGCGCUGACCAAGAAGAUCACAUUGAAGGCCCCUCUCAUCUCCUCCCCCAUGGACACCGUCACAGAGUCAGCAAUGGCAAUUGCAAUGGCGCUAAUGGGAGGCAUUGGCUUCAUCCACCACAAUUGCACACCCGAAUUCCAAGCCAACGAGGUUCGCAAGGUCAAGAGGUUUGAGCAAGGUUUCAUCACAGACCCAGUGGUAAUGAGUCCACACCAGACAGUCAGUGACGUGCUUGAAGCCAAAAUGCGCCACGGUUUCUCGGGCAUCCCCGUCACCGAAACGGGCAAAAUGGGCGGGAAGCUGGUCGGCAUCGUCACCUCUAGAGAUAUCGACUUCCUGUCGGAGAAGGAUCACACCAAGCCCCUGGCGGAGGUAAUGACAAAGAGGGAGGAGCUGGUCGUCGCUCCGGCCGGUGUCACGCUAAAAGAAGCUAAUGACAUUCUGCAGCGCAGCAAAAAAGGCAAGCUCCCCAUUGUGAACGACAACGACGAGCUGGUGGCCAUCAUCGCCAGGACGGAUCUGAAGAAGAACCGAGACUACCCGCUGGCCUCCAAAGAUUCGCGCAAGCAGCUGCUCUGCGGCGCCGCCAUUGGUACCCGCGAUGAUGACAAGUACAGGCUGGACCUUCUGGUGCAGGCGGGUGUGGAUGUGGUGGUGUUGGACUCGUCACAAGGCAACUCAGUGUUUCAGAUCAACAUGAUCAACUACAUCAAGCAGAAAUAUCCAGAAUUGCAAGUGGCGGGAGGAAACGUGGUAACAGCGGCGCAAGCCAAGAAUCUGAUCGAUGCCGGCGUGGACGCACUGCGAGUGGGUAUGGGCUGCGGCUCCAUCUGCAUCACGCAGGAAGUUAUGGCGUGCGGGCGGCCUCAAGGGACCUCGGUGUACAAGGUUGCUGAAUACGCAAGGCGCUUCGGCGUGCCGGUCAUUGCUGACGGCGGCAUUCAGACGGUGGGGCAUGUAGUCAAGGCACUCUCAUUGGGAGCGUCCACCGUCAUGAUGGGCUCCCUGCUGGCAGCGACCACUGAGGCUCCCGGUGAGUACUUCUUCUCGGACGGCGUGCGACUCAAAAAGUACCGCGGCAUGGGUUCUCUCGAUGCCAUGGAGAAAAACACCAGCAGCCAGAAACGUUACUUCAGUGAGGGCGACUCUGUGAAGGUGGCACAAGGCGUGUCAGGCUCCGUGCAGGACAAAGGUUCCAUCCACAAAUUUGUACCGUACCUCAUAGCAGGUAUCCAACAUGGGUGUCAGGACAUCGGCGCCAAGAGUCUCUCGGUUCUCCGCUCCAUGAUGUACUCCGGAGAGCUCAAGUUUGAGAAGAGAACCAUGUCGGCACAGGUGGAAGGAGGCGUUCAUGGACUUCAUUCUUACGAGAAGCGUCUUUACUGAGCUGCGGAUGGGCCACCGUACCACCUUAUUCAAAAAGAAAGUGACCAAACGUUUAAAAGACAAAGAAAACGUUGGGGGGGCGGGGGGGGUUUACACGCAACAAGCGGCACAUCAGGGUUUCCAGAUGUUUACGGUACUACGUUUGUCGUCGUUUAUGCUUUUACGGGGUAAGCUCUCUUUGUUUACUUUGGAACCUCGGAGAGCCGCCUCCAAUCAGCACAGUCAAUCAUUCACGAGCCUAAAUAUCACACAACGGGACCAAAAAUUGAAUCUAAUCAGGUAUGUUUCCACGAGUAAGUUUGAUGUCAAAGCUGUACAGUUUCUUCGAGGUUUUGGAUGGAGCGAUGAAGGCUUUUUGAUAUGCAUGUUUUUUUUUUUUUUAAUUAUUAUUCCGCUUUGUUGGACCUGCAUACGUACUGCCAAGUAUAUUUAUACGUCCUCUUUUUGCAACGUCAAAACCGAAAAAGGAACCAGCCUGUUACCUUGUGUUAUGCUUAUCCUGUGGGUUUUUUUUUUUAACGACUUGUCAUUUUUACCACAAAAUUGCCUUGGCAAGUAGACAGGACACCCUUACAAAACAACUUGCUGCGCUUGUAUCGCUGUGUUUUGUUGUGUUAAGUAUAUGAUGUGGCCUUAUACUAAGGCCAUCACCGUUUUUACCAAAAGUACUUCACCCAGUGUUUGGUUGGCUUGACUAACAAAGUCUUGUAAUCGAAAGCGUAGAUGAAGAUAUAAGUUUAGACCUGCCCACAUACAGACAGUAUGACAUGUUUUUUCUUCUUAUUCUUUAUCGUCCAAAAUGGAGAAGACUACGUUAAUGAAGCAUUUGGUUUCUGGGAGAUGACCUGGUUAUCAUUUAAAAAGCGCUGCAGACGGCAAACAGAAAAGCUGCUUUACUGUUCAAUUUGGUGAAAAGAAAUAAAGAGAUUAAACUUU